Messenger RNA from Tripterygium wilfordii, 1413 nucleotides. Its product is annotated as putative oxidoreductase TDA3. Gene Ontology annotation, molecular function: oxidoreductase activity. NCBI's taxonomy places the organism in Eukaryota, Viridiplantae, Streptophyta, Magnoliopsida, Celastrales, Celastraceae. The record is from RefSeq and is a predicted model, not a curated record. The transcript is spliced from 2 exons. Gene Ontology annotation, cellular component: cytoplasm.
AAUUCAUCGCCAUCGAUGGACCAGUAGCAACCCCAAAAACGAGUGGUGGUCUGUGGUGGCGGAGUAAUUGGGGUUUGUACAGCUUAUUUUCUUGCUAAGAAUGGUGCCGCCGUCACUCUUGUGGAGAAAUCCUCCGUGGCAUGUGCAGCCUCCGGCAAAGCUGGUGGCUUCCUCGCUCUCGACUGGUGCGAUGGGGGCCCACUAUCAUCCCUUGCCCGGGCCAGCUUCCAUCUCCACCGUUCACUCGCGCAGGAGCUCAACGGCCCAGAAUCCUACGGUUAUAGAUCCCUCACCACUCUCAGCCUCACCGUAAACGAAUCAAAAAUCUCCUCCGGUGACAACGCUAUUCCUUCUUGGGUCGACGGCCCAGUUCGAAGUCCAAGAACGAUUGGGUCGACCGAGACCACGGCCCAAGUGCACCCUCGGUUAUUUACAAGAACGUUGCUCACGAAGGCGACUGAGAGCUAUGGUGUGGAUGUGGUGAUAGGGAAAUUGGAGCGAGUGGAGGUUGAGGGAGGCCGAGUUGGAUCGGUGGUGCUUGAAGGUGGCCGAGUUAUUGAAACGGAUGCGGUGGUUUUGGCGCUUGGUCCAUGGUCUAGUAAAUUGGAGCUGUUGAGAUCGCUAUUUAGGGUUUACGGUCUCAAAGCUCAUAGCAUUGUUAUAGAGCCAAAAGAACCAGAUGCAAUCACGCCCCAUGCGCUUUUCCUUAGCUAUUAUCCUGCUCGUGGUUAUAGAACCAAACCCUUGGAUCCGGAAGUAUAUUCGCGUCCGAACGGGGAGGUGUACUUGUGUGGGAUGUCGGCCGAGGCAGAGGUUCCAGAGGAUCCAGAGAGUAUAAGGGGCGACCCGGAAUCAAUACUGGUGCUAAAGCGGGUAGCUAGGACGGUGUCGAGCCACUUGAGUGAAGGAGAGGCCAAUGUGAAGGCAGAGCAGGCAUGUUUCUUGCCAUGCACUGAUGAUGGUGUGCCUGUGAUAGGCGAAAUUCCGGGUGUUAAUGGUUGUUAUGUGGCAACUGGUCAUAAUAGUUGGGGGAUCUUAAAUGGUCCAGCCACUGGAGCCGCCGUGGCUGAGCUUGUGUUGGAUGGGCAAGCGAGCAUUGUGGAUCUUAGUCGUUUUAGUCCGGCCAGAUUUAAUUCUUCAAGCAUUGUCAGAUGAUUAAAGAACAAGAGCUGUGUAGAACAUGUGAAUAAAAUCAAAGCUUUCCAAAUAGCCUGGAAGAUCUCAGCAUAGGUAGUUUUUUCCCCCCAAAUAGAGGGGAAGACUACCCUUGCAAUAGCAUAGGGAUGUUUGAUUUCUGUCUUGUGUGAUGAUAGUAUUGGGAUUCAUGUUCAAUUCAAAUAUUCAGUACAAAUGUGACCCUAAAUCAUGUAAAUAUAUGCAAGCAUUAGCACAUGUUUAGUUCAAAUUCUUACU